AUGGAGGCAACCGCUUCCGGACCCGAAGGGCCUGCGAAACCUGCAAAGUUCGGAAACGAAAAUGUGACGGUCGAGAUCCCUGUGGUUCUGACCGUGAGAGAGUCCUCGCCGGAUGAACUGGCCAGAACAAACGAUGACAUUGGGGGCAACAGUAAUCACAAUAACAAAGAUGACCACCGCAGGGUCAAGGAUGAUAGCGGCAAGUCCAUGGAAGCCAAUUCUGGAGUCGUCUUCGCUCAUCUCUUCGGCAUGAAGCUCGAUGCCAGAAACGCUCCAAGAUUGCAAGGCUACGGUUGGAAUCUAGGUUUUCAAGACCACCACAGCCGCUCGGAGAAGAGCAUCGCAUGGAUCAUCUCCCAAGACGAAUGGCGCCUCUUAUUCGACAUUUACGUCCAAAAGAUUCAUCCCGUCUACGGUUUCUUAGACAUCGAGACAGUCUGCCAGAUCAGUCUCCGCAGAUGGCAAGACGUCCAUGCCACCAACGCUUACGACCACAUCCUCUGCGGUGUAGCCGCUCUCGGCUCCCUCUUCUCUCUCACCCGCGCCGACGAUCGCGAGAGACUCCUUGUCGAAACCGCCAAAGAACUCCUAGACAACACCAGCAUGGUCCGUGAUCCAACCUUCGAAGACGCUCAGGCUUGGCUGCUUCGCACCCUCUACCUCCGCUGCCACAGCCCACCUCAUGCCGCGUGGAUGGCCAGCUGCACCACCAUGCACGUCAUCGAAGCCAUCGGCGCCCACCAGGAAGCCCGCAAGGUGAGCUUGGUCUACUCCGAAUCCAAAGCGCCCCUGGAGCACACCCUCGGCUGCCAGAGGCGUCUCUUCUGGCUCGCCAAACUGCUCAACUCCUGGAUCUCGUUCGAAUACGGCCGGUCACGCGUAGUUUUGCCAGGCACAUCAUGCCAACCCCCAACCCCCAUCGAAGGCCGGGAGGAAGACUGCACCACCGACCUAAUAUCCCUUUUCCAAAUUUCCGAAAUCCUCGACCCCGACACAUCACCUACCCCGGAGGACCUCGAAUCCGCCCUCACUUGUGUUCACUCCUUAAGUUUUACACUCGAUCCCCUCGUUCUCUCUCAGGCGAACCUCGCAUUCACGUUGUAUCGCCGUCUAAACGUCGCCAUCCCCACGGGAAUCUCAACCGUCUUACUAAACAAAGUGAUGCAGCUCGGCUUCAAGGGUCUCACAGCAUCCUCCCGCGCGACGGAUGAAGGCAGCCCGUGGUGGCACGUAAAUAAUGUUCCGUUUCAGUUCAGUUGCAUUUUACUAGCAAUGGAUACCCGGGUUUCGUUAGGGUAUGUGAGGGAGAGUGUGGAGGUGCUGCGUAAGGUGGUGGAGAGGUUUAAGACGAGCAUGGCGGCGAGGGCGCUAGAUACGGUGGAAUUGUUAGUUAUGCUGGCGAAGCGAGGCAAGGAGGUGGACGCGGCUGUUUUGGGGGACUGUUUUCGAGAGCACACAGCUGGGCCGUCGCAAGGCCAAGCGCAGAUUGGAGAAUCUGCCGACUGUGCAGCGCAAGAGGCUUACGUUGAUACCAGCAACACCACCAUCGAUCUACAUGGGCAGCUCGCGGCCUUGAAUGAGGCCGUACACCUCAUGACGAACCAAACGAGCCUCGACUGGCCUGUUAAUAUGCUCGCUGGUGCUGGUGUUGGGAGUGGUUGUACAAAUCCCGUGUUCAACCAGAGGAUGCAGCAGAUGUGA
Penicillium lagena is the source of this 1701-nucleotide messenger RNA. Its product is annotated as fungal specific transcription factor domain-containing protein. The record is from RefSeq and is a predicted model, not a curated record. Lineage: Eukaryota; Fungi; Ascomycota; Eurotiomycetes; Eurotiales; Aspergillaceae. The coding region runs from base 1 to 1701 and encodes 566 amino acids. Gene Ontology annotation, molecular function: DNA binding; DNA-binding transcription factor activity; zinc ion binding. Gene Ontology annotation, biological process: response to xenobiotic stimulus; DNA-templated transcription. The transcript is spliced from 2 exons.